UUGAUUUAGUUUCCAAGUCUUACGCGGUUGUGGCAAUUUUUUCAGUCGCGUGUGUAAGGCGCGCGCGGCUGUAUCCUUCACGGAGCUCCGGAUUUUAUUUCGUGUUCUUUUUUUGAAUUUUGUUUCGCGCGCUCCCCGUGUUAUUGGAACUUUUGUUUUACAGCCGAUGUCAACAUUUUACAAACUCUUCCGUUACAUGUGUGUGUUUUGCUGUGUGUGAUUGACGUGACACUGUGUGACUUUAUGUUUUUAUUAUCCUUAACUAGUUUGGAUGUCUUUAGAUUAAGAUCUUACACCCUUGGCUGAUUUUGAAGACUGAUUACAUUAUAAGGUCAACUAGGAUGUAACUGAACGUCAUAGAUAAAGCCACGGUCGGACUUGCGCGUCGCGGUUAUCAAGGUUCAAGAGCAAUGACUACUGCGAUGGCACAUCAGGAAUCCAUACACGAGAGACUGCAGUCGGGACCCGAGGAACCGCUUUACCUGCACCAUGGAGCAUCCUGGAACUCAGAGACGUCGGAACACCAAGAGGAUCACAGCACAGACAUGUCGCCCUACUACAACAUGCCAAAAAGAAAUAAGAGAAAGAAUUUCAAACCACGAUGUGCUCCUAACGCUACGACGUUCUCUGAUGACUCCAACGGAGGCAACUGCGAGAGCAGCCUCACAAACGGAAAUGACAGAACCACACCUGAACAGGCUGAUGAGGAAACGGAUGGCUACAAUAAAAUUGGUGUCAAGAACUUCGGUCUGAUAAAAGGUGGAGCUGUCGACCUCAGCCGGCGAUUGAGCACUGAUUCCAAUGAAAACAUAGAAUCCACCUACCAGAACAUCACGGACGAGAAGAAAAUAGACUCGUUCCAGCGCUCGUACAUACACAGCCUGAAGGUGAACCAGCCGGCCGAGAGAGAUCACACCGUGCUUAACUUUAGUAAUUUACAAAACAAAACAUUCUGUGCCAAAAAUCCAUUCGCCAUAUCCCAGUUAAUAAAAACCAAUUCGCCUCCACGGAGAAGGGAAUCCGAUUCCGACGACGAGGCUAAGGGUCAGGAUAUAAAUGCUAAUGACAGGUUGGAGAACCAGGUUAUAGGGGAGUCUAAUGAAGGUCAACAAAACGGUGAUCCGUCUAACGCUACAAAUAGAAUCUUGAGGGAUUACGCUAUGAACACCAUGAAAGAAUUAUUGGGUAUCUAUGGCUUAUCAUCGAACGAAGUGGCAGAUGCUAUCAGCGGCCAAAUAAGAGCUUUGGAGGCUCUUCAAGGUAAACCCUUCACUCAGUUACCUUUGAGUCUGAAGCGACGUCAUGAUUCAGGGGAUGGAACUGAUAGAAGCAUCCGAAGAUCCUCUUCAGCGACUGAAGAUGAAGGAUCCACCAACAUAACCCCUCCAAAAACACCAGACAACGACAUAGAAGCCCAAAGACAAAGGGCCCUUCGGAUAAUAAAUCAGCAAUCAAUGCGUCUAUUUCGUUCUGGGCGAGAGGAAGACAGUUCUGAUGAUGGAGACCAGACCCUCGACCUCAGUGUGUCCAGAGAUACAGACGGACAGGAAAUGUCUACAACUUCGAGCGCCGGUAACAGCGUGUCGGAGUACGAUCAGAACAUGAUGAUGAGGAAGAACCUCGAGGACCUGGCGAAUCUACAAAUGCAGAAUUUCUUCCAAAAACAAUCCAUGAUGGAUCCCGAAGACUCUCAGGAACGGAAACUCCAAGCCAGUGGACUGCUGUCAGCCUUGAAUCAUCUGGAUCAGGCUCGCAAGAACUCCAUGCAAACGACCGUGGAUUACUCCAGAUACGUCAAAAGGUACAGUUCAACACUAGAGUGUGGUUCAUCAUAUUGUAAGGAUUUGGGAUAUCGAGAACAUUUUCAUUGCAUGGAUUGCACUGCGAGGGUCUUUUGCAAAAAGGAAGAAAUGAUAAGACAUUUCAAGUGGCACAAAAAACGAGACGAAUCUUUAGCGCAUGGUUUUAUGAGAUAUUCUCCCCUCGACGACUGCUCCGAGAGGUUCAGUGACUGUCCUCAUAAUCGAAGUCAAACACACUACCACUGCAUACAGGAUGGCUGUGAUAAGGUGUACAUAUCUACAUCGGAUGUCCAGAUGCAUGCGAACUAUCACCGCAAGGACUCUGCCAUACUUCAAGAAGGGUUCCAAAGGUUCCGCGCCACUGAGAGCUGUUCCGCUCCACAUUGUAUGUUCGCCGGUCAACGGACCACGCACUUCCACUGUCGAAGGCCUGGAUGCACCUACACAUUUAAAAACAAAGCCGACAUGGAGAAACACAAGACUUACCACAUAAAAGACGAGGCGUUAUCAAAGGACGGUUUCAAAAAGUAUAUGAAGAGCGAAGCCUGCCCGUAUAGAGAUUGCAGGUUUAGUAGGACCUGCAACCACAUACACUGCAUCAGACCGCACUGCAACUACGUACUGCACUCCAGCAGCCAGAUCUUCACACACAAACGGAAACACGAGAGGAAGGAACAGGAAAUGAGUUUUGGGUUGCCAACGUCUGUGAUCCAAAAUGCUUUAAUGCAAGGAGAUCUGUCAUAUGCCAUGUAUGAUGACGACAUAUCCGUUGAAGAUUACACCCAAGCUUAUAACCAACCCUUGGUGGAUGAAGUAGCACGCAAGUAUAUUGAAACGUUCAACGGCGCGAAGGAAGCUGAAGACAAGUGCAGCAAAUGUAGCGCCUUCAACAAACACUACCACUGUUUGGCUGAAGACUGCAAGAUGGCGCAUAGUUGUCACAACACAAUGGUAAAGCACGUCAUGGAACACGAACAGCAGAGCCAAGUAACGGAAGCUUACUUCGUGACGUAUACGAGAAAUAAUCCUUGUUCCAAUUCGGCAUGCCAGCAUAUCAAAGACAUCACCCAUUAUCAUUGUAUUUGGGAGAACUGUGGAGCUGUCAUACUAUCUUCAGAGGAACAUCCCUUCAGACGCUUGGAGCACUAUCGCCAACACGCCAAUCUCAGUCCCAUGUCGCCAAACUUGGCAGCCAGAUUUGCGCCCACCUUCACUCCGCAACUAUCGGCUCAAUUACAUCCAAACAUGGCGGCCCAACUUGGCCAGGUGACAAAUUUACCCAAUCUUCCACCUAAUUUGGCUCAGUUGGCCCAAAUGGCACCAAGUCUAACGUCCCAAUUGACGCCGAACUUACAAGCUCAAUUGAAUCUUGGGCCUAAUCCCACUAUUGCACCACAACAAGUGAACCCAUCGAGUUCAUUGGACGAGAUGUUUAGCAGGAAGAGGGGGAGACCUCCAAAGAAUCGUGUUGUAGAGGUCUGGACAGAUAAUGUGACUCCUCAAGCUAUAUUUACAUCGUUCAAACUGCCGAAGAGCAACCAACUGCCGCCUCUAGUACAAUCACCAAUUAUUGCUACAGUCGAAGAAUUCCCAAGAAUCAGAUUCCAGAAUUUCGAAGUGUUUACAACACCUGAUUCGUGCAUUCAGUAUUAUGCGAAUUGUGCAUUAAGAUCAACAAGGUUGCAUUUCCAUUGUUUCAACUGUAGCUUCACGGGUGAAACCCACGUGACAAUGGAAACUCACAUGAGGGAAUCCCAUUCGAUAGCUCCGCUAUUGGAAGGCUUCGACUAUUUCUCCUCCUUCGACCAAUGCGGUGGAAAGAGCUGUUUUAAGAACCAAUUAAGAUCGCACUUCCAUUGCGCCCAAGGAAAUAAUUGUCCGGCGAUUUUAACCCAAUAUUCAGCAUUGGCCACCCAUAAGCACGGAAGGGGUACUCCUGUUAUUAAGUGUGAAUCAGAACAAGAGAAAUCUUAUGAAGAAGCCAAAGAUUAUUCUAUUAAAGAACGAGCUUCAGCCGACAGCGUUGCUUCUAUGAAAGAUCAAGCUGAAUCAUUUACACCCACCAAUUUCUCUAUCAAAAGCGAAUUCGAAAGAGAACAGGAUAAUAUUUCGGUAGUAAAAGCGACAGGAACUUUCUACCCGUCAUCUCAUCUCAGGAACUCGUCUCCAUCCCCAAGAAGUAUCUACGACGCCUCCCCGUCUAAGGAUAUUAAGUACGAAAAGAAAUUCGAGCCAAAGUUAACUGGGCCAACAAUACCGCCGUCUUGUCACGAUCAAAACUGCCCGUUGAACAAAAACGCUGGCGCAAUGAACUUGCACUACCACUGCCCGCACUGCAGCCAAGCCUAUGUGGAUUUGAAGCUGUUAUUCAGUCACAUGGUCAAAAAACAUAGCAACGCCAUCGAACCAGGGCCAGUCGGAUUGGCCGCUACAAAGGAAACGCUGGAGAGAGAGUACCCAGAAAUUUCAAUUCUACCGUCAACAGCGACAUCUUCAAACGCCCAAACACCACAACAAAGUCAUCGACCUCCGAAUCCUGCUGAACAGGUGCAAGCUGUUCAAUCCCUACUGCUGCAACAGUACUUGGGUUCAGGUCGCAAAUCGCUCCAGGAUCAAUUGAAGAUGCAGCAGUACUCGUCACUGGCAGGGCUGCCUGGAUUAGCUCAAGUGGCGUUAUUCUCUCAGGGUGGUUCCGCAUUCCCUAUGUAUCCGACUAUGUUGUAUCCGCCCGAGCUUCUUCUUGAACAGAGUCUUCUUCAAAAUCACGGUCUGCCGCCAGGCCUGGACAAAGAAGCGGAAAUGAUCGCUAAAUCCAGGAGAAGUACUGGAGCUAGAGGACCUCAUAUGAGGGUUUUAAAGGAUGAACCCAUACCGGAUGGAUACUUGCGUUUCCGGUUUAAUGAGGAUUGCGCCUAUCAGCAGUGCGGAUACAGGGAACAUCAAACUCACUUCCACUGCACAAGAAAGGAUUGCGGUUACUCAUUUUGCGAUAAAACAAGAUUCGUCCAACACACGGCUAGACAUGAACGUUUGGACACUCUAAUGGGUGGGGACUUCCAACAGUACCGAGCGAACGUGUACUGCCAGCGACCAGAGUGCCCUCACGCCUCCACAUUCGGUAAAUAUCAUUGCACGGGACAGAACAAAGCUUCCCAUUUUCACUGUCUCAAGUGUGACUUCGUAUGUACGGACACCAAUAAGGUUGUUGCUCAUCGCCGACAACAUCAGAAGCUCGACUCCAUACAGGCCGCUGGCUUCCAGAAAUUUCCUCCAAGCAAAGCGUGUGGUUACGAACCCCAGUGCAUUCACAGCAAGAAACAGACCCACUACCACUGUUUGCAAUGCGGCUUCGCUGUUCUUGGGUUAUCGCAGAUGACGUCACACAAGUACAAGCACCAGGAGGCGAGCCUCGGACCGUCGACCAGCUCGACCAACUGACGACCCACAGUCGAUAUUAAAAUAUCACAUCACAAAGGACUUUACGUGAGAGUGUAUACGAUGUAGUGUUAGACUUACGACCAGCGGAGCUGUUAGAGAUAAAAAAAAAAUAUAUAAAAUAAAAAAAAUGAUUUAUAUCCAGUGGAACGGUCCAAAUAGUUUAUUUUAAUACUAUACCUAGCUUGUGUACACUGUACAGUGAGUGACCUACAACUGUUCCCAGUGAGACGCCUAUACUAUUGUCCUCGAUACGUGCCUUACGCGAAAUAGUUUCGGAAAUUUUAAUAGAUGGCGCCACAUGCCAAAUAUAUGAACAGUAACUGUAAACGCGACGAAUUAUAUCUCUAUUAAGCCUGAAUUGUAUAUACGUUCGUUACUAAAAUUGAUUCGCUAUGCAUUUUACAAAAUACUCAAUGGUGAUGAUAUUUUAGGAAUGAUUAUUUUAAGUGCAUGUCAUGUGUGUAUCCUAAAACCUGACCAAUGUAGGCGAUAGUUUAUAUAAAAAAAAAAUAUAUUUAUUACUUCCCCAUUAAAAAGACAUUUUUACGAAUAGUAUUAUUAAUUUAGGUUUCGUAAAAAAAAAAAAAAAUCAAUGGCAAUAAGAAAUUGGGUUUAGAACGCCAUUUUGUGCCUCCGAGGUAAAUUUAUGACAAUACAUUGUGUUUUGAAAUAGUUCACAAUGAAUUAAUAUAUGUAUAAACUAAUAACAUUUUAUUAUAUAUAUAUAAUAUUUUAUAAUAAAUUUCUUAUCAAUAAAAAAAUCACAUACAAAGUUAUUUAUUACGAUACUUUUUGAAUGUCCAUUGGAAACUAUUUCAGACUAGAUUUUACACGAAAAGUUAUAUAAAAAGUAUUUAAAAAAAUAAACCUGUCAAUUUUAUGAAAAUGUAAAUAAGAUAUAUAUGAAAAAAAAAGAAAUAAAAUAAAAAUAGAGAUAUGUUAAUUGUUAUCAAAUAUUGGUGAAGUGUGAACCGAUGUUGGUGGAGAUUGGCCGACGUUGGCCCAAUGUGCGGCGGAGUGUUGUGUGAUCCGCGAGGUAGCCAUAGAAAGCCAUAUUAUACAAGAAAGAAACAUUUUCAGAUCAGUAUUAGUUACAGUACAUCAUAAACCUUUGCAUUCCUGUUUUAUUCCCGGCUACAUUACGUCCAUUCCCGAUAGUUUUAGACGAAUUCCGACGAACCGUAUACUCGUCGGUUUCUAUUUCAUUUCGACGAGUUUUUUUUUUUCUUUUUGUUUCGCAACGAAUUCUCAUAAUGUUCUCCACAUCCUAGCUUCUAUCAGUAUUUCUAUAGAUUAAGCCCUCUCUUCACGUUCCUAUAUUAAACUAACUACAGAUCUACCUUCAUUUCGUUUUAAGGUAAUAACAUUUUGUCACUACUAUUUUUUAAAUGUAAACUAUUUCUUUCAUUUAAUAAGAAAAGGCCGUGCCAUAAAUAUUUAGUCAUCUUUUCAUUAUUGAUAUACAUUUGUAUUUAUUUUCACUGAUCGUAUACUUUACAUGUAAUUAUGUAAACUUUCAUUUAAAAAAAAAAUAAUGAUGUCAUAAUUUUAUUUAAUCUCGUCGGAAACUAUUUCUGUUCAGUGAAUGAAUUUCAAUUAUUGGUUGUUAUCUUGUUACGUUGUCUAAUUUUACGUUCAUGUUUAUUUUUUAUUUUUUUUUAAUGAAUUUCUUUAACGUUGUCUCCUUUCACAAACUUUAAUAACUCAAGUAUUUAUAUAAUCUAGUUUUAUUUAGUUUAAAUUAUUAUUAAUUUAAUUAUUUUCCCUUAUAAAUACAGUAUUCCCGAUAUUAUAUAGUAUGGAUUGUUUAAUUGUAUCUAAAGUUACUUAGUUCAAAGUAAUUAGUGAAAUUUCAUUUCUAACAUGUAAUCCUUGAACGUGUACGAAUUAUUUAGGCACUUUUUAUUUGAGAUUAAAAACGAUUGGUAUGACAGAUAGCUUAGUGUUGUUUACCUCAUGAGUUUUAGUAAUUAAAUGAAAGUAUAUGAAAAAUUUU
This is a messenger RNA of Danaus plexippus (monarch butterfly), 7236 nucleotides long. It is a transcript of the gene cas, whose product is annotated as zinc finger protein castor homolog 1-like. The coding region runs from base 411 to 5240 and encodes 1609 amino acids. The transcript has 26 exons. Gene Ontology annotation, molecular function: DNA-binding transcription factor activity, RNA polymerase II-specific; RNA polymerase II transcription regulatory region sequence-specific DNA binding. Lineage: Eukaryota; Metazoa; Arthropoda; Insecta; Lepidoptera; Nymphalidae. Gene Ontology annotation, cellular component: nucleus. The record is from RefSeq and is a predicted model, not a curated record. Gene Ontology annotation, biological process: regulation of neuron differentiation; positive regulation of transcription by RNA polymerase II.